UAGUUAGUGUGUAAAUGACAUUAGUGAGAGAGAGAAGGCAUCAGCAAGGGCUAAGGCUCUCUCCACCGCCACCACCAGUGACUGCAACAGCUGACUUCACCCACCGGAGCUUUUUUCCGGCACUGUCCCCAGCCUCCAGUCCUGACUCUCCAGCCAUUAUUGAAAACCUCUCCGAUCUCGAGAAAGUUGAGGUUCUUGGCCACGGGGAUGGCGGCACUGUCUAUAAAGUACGUCACAAGAAAAGCUCAUGCAUUUACGCCUUGAAAGUUCUGCGGUUCGACAACAAUGCCGCCACCGGUAUCUUGCAACAGGUGGCGCGUGAGGCGGAGAUCCUGAAACUGGUUGAUUCGCCCUACGUUAUAAGAUGUCAUGGGAUUUUUGACAGUGGGGCGUUCAUGAGUCCGGAUCAUAGUAAUAAUGAGGGUGGAGGAGAUUUGUGUUUUGUAAUGGAGUACAUGGAAGGAGGCUCACUGCACGAUGUACUGCGAGCACGUCAGAGAUUACCCGAGCAGCUAAUCUCUCGCGUGGCAAAAUGUGUCCUCCAAGGACUGCGCUAUCUACAUGCCAUGCAGAUAGUGCAUAGGGACAUAAAGCCUUCAAACCUCCUCAUAAACGGUAGAGGGGAGAUAAAGAUUGCAGAUUUUGGGGUCAGUCACAUGGUUGCGGGUGCCCAUGAGGCGUGUGACUUGCACAUGGGUACGUACGCUUACAUGAGCCCGGAGAGAUUUGAUCCAGAGAGGUGGGGCGGCCGCAAUGCAGAUGGUUUUGCUGGAGAUGUGUGGUCACUUGGAUUAGUGGUGUUGCAAUGCUACGUUGGCCGGUUUCCGCUCAUUGGACCGGGGCAGAAACCGGACUGGCCGACGUUGAUGUGUGUGAUUUGCUUUGGGGAGAGGCUGGAGAUGCCCGAAACGGCCACGCCGGAGUUCCGGAGUUUCAUUUGGAGGUGUCUUGAGAAGGAUUGGAGGAAGAGAGCAAAAGUUGAUGAGCUUCUUGACCACCCUUUUGUGAAUAAAACUUGUUGCGCUUCUACGGAUCAAGAGCUCGUUAAUUUUGUUUUCCCUGUGGAUUGAGUUCCUUCUUAAUUUCGUUUUUUUUUUCCUUUUACACUCACGUUAGGUUUUUUCUUCUUUUCCAAACUUUUGAACCAUUUUGCCUGGCUUUUGGUCUUUGGUUGAAGAUACAUAGUAUGCGGAUCUUGAUUAAUUUAUAUGGUAUUAUGAUGAAAUUGAGAACAAGGCAGUGGUACUUGAACUUUGAUUAGGGUUUAGGAUGAUUGUUUAAUUAAUAUGGUAAUAUAUGAGAA
This is a messenger RNA of Rosa rugosa (rugosa rose), 1303 nucleotides long. RefSeq names its product mitogen-activated protein kinase kinase 10. Gene Ontology annotation, biological process: protein phosphorylation. The record is from RefSeq and is a predicted model, not a curated record. Bases 15 to 1070 code for a protein of 351 amino acids. NCBI's taxonomy places the organism in Eukaryota, Viridiplantae, Streptophyta, Magnoliopsida, Rosales, Rosaceae. Gene Ontology annotation, cellular component: cytoplasm. Gene Ontology annotation, molecular function: ATP binding; protein serine/threonine kinase activity. The transcript has a single exon.